UAAAGAGAGGGUGUGGUAAGUUCCUGGUAUUGCGGACAAAGAAGAGGGGGCAUUUCCGUCAUUCCACAUUGGAACCCGUUAUAGGCUCAAACUCCACAGUUUGAUUUCACACCACAAUGGCCGAUGUAACCACCACCUUCCUCCGCCACCUCCCCGACGACGACCAAACCCCCUCUCCCUAUUGGGAUUUCGACUUCGACCGCCAAAACCAGGUCAAUUUCGUCAUGGAUCUCUUCCACCAGCGCGUCGAACAGUCCCAACUCUCCGACGACGCCGUUUUUGGCGUCAUCGACCUCGCCUUCCCCUCCGCCGACGACUUCUUUAUCGGACGCUCCCUCUCCGUCGGAUCCGACGACGACCACGACUUCGCUCUCCAAAACGACGUCCUCGCCUUCUGCGCGCAUUCCGACGACGACUACAACGAAAACGACGACGUUUCCACCAUCCCCCUCUGCUGGGACGCGCUGCACUUAGACGACACCAACACCAACACCAACACCAACACCAACACCAACACCACCACCAACGCCAACAACAACAACUACGACGAUUUCGAGUGGGAGGAAGUCGUGGACGAGAGAGAGGUUCUGAGCAUGCUCGACGAAGCCUCCGUCUCCGUCGGAAUCGAAGAGGAGAUCGAUUCGCAGGAAGUGAGCAAUUUGGAGUGGCAGGUUUUGCUGAACGCCAACACUUUGGAAGGGGCCAAUUCGGAACCCUAUUUCGCUGACAACGACAACGAGGAUUACGUUUACACUGCCGAGUAUGAAAUGAUGUUCGGCCAAUUCAACGACAACAACGCCUUGGUGGGGAAGCCUCCGGCUUCUGCCUCCGCCGUCAGGGACCUUCCCACGCUGGUUCUCUCCGCCGAUGACGUGGCCCAUGACAACGCCCUUUGCGCGGUUUGUAAGGAGGAGUUUGCCGUUGGGGAAAUUGCCAAGGAGUUGCCGUGUUCGCACCGCUACCACGGGGACUGCAUUGUGCCCUGGUUGGGGAUCAGGAACACGUGUCCCGUUUGUCGCUUUGAGUUUCCCACUGAUGAUGCUGAGUAUGAGCGUCGGAAGGCGCAGAGAUCUCUUGUUUGAUCAUCAUCAUCAUCGUCAUCAUAAUGGGGAUGGUAUAUUAUUAGGAUAUUUUAUCAAGUAUAGAUUUUUUGCCCCUCAUUGAACAAAUGCUUGUGAUGUGCUUUUUUUAUUUUAUUUUAUGGGAAUUUGAGUUUAGGGAUGUUUCCUUCGAAUUGUACUUUCGGAUACAUCACAGAAAUGAAUACUUCUUCGAUGGAAUAUGUGUUUGUUGUGAUUUCU
Molecule: messenger RNA, 1301 nt
Organism: Cajanus cajan (pigeon pea)
Lineage: Eukaryota; Viridiplantae; Streptophyta; Magnoliopsida; Fabales; Fabaceae
Product: RING/U-box superfamily protein
Biological process (GO): protein ubiquitination
Cellular component (GO): cytoplasm
Molecular function (GO): ubiquitin protein ligase activity
Source: RefSeq, a predicted model, not a curated record